AUGUUCUCGCCCGCUGUUGGCAGAGUCGCCCGCUCUGCAAACACUUUGGCUGCUGCGCCAGCCAACUCGUUUGUCUUCACCCGCUGCGCCCGCUCUGCGCUGAGCACCAGCACUGCGCCGCAACAACCCUUCCGACCCAGUCACCAGCGGCGCUACUCGUCCUCGAAGCCGUCAACACCCCCGAAUAGCAAGAAGAAGCCCGCCGAGUUGGACCAGAAUGCCACGGCAGAGCUCCGGGGUGCGGGGAGGAGGUCCAAAGAGACGAAGAAGCUGAAGGAGCCCUCGACGGCUACUACAGGCAACAACGUGCCCUUUGUACCACCGACAAACCACCUCCGGGAAGACGAUGUCAAGCUAUCCGCCUUCUUCGGCCUCCACCGCCCCAUCUCCAUCUCGCGCUCCUUCCCCAGUUCGACGUCGACCGCUGAAUUCGACGCCUUCUUCGACGUCAACCGGGCAAACGACGUCCAAAGAAUGGAAGCCACCAAAGAUGUUCUGAGUGGCUUCUUGGACCGCGUGCACGCCGAGAUAGAUGCGCAAGAGGAGCAGCGAGCCGACGCAAUACAAUCAGAACAGCGCAUCAUCCAUGUCGAUUUCCAGCCAACAAAAGAGAACAUCGAGGACUUGGCCGCCCGCCUUGUUCCCUUCCAACCACCACCGGCACCUGAUCUGAAUGAUCCAAUCUAUAGCGCGACUGAGUCCGAGUCCCGCUCUGCCGAAGAUCUCUCCGCUAGCAUUAACCAGCGCAUAACCGAAGUCCCACUACCUUCGGAACAAGACCGGCCGAGCACAUUCCGCGAGCACGUUGCGCGACGACGAUAUGGCAUGUACAUGAUUAGUGUAAAGAGGCAACGGAAGCUCAAGAUGAAGAAGCACAAGUACAAGAAACUUAUGAAGAGGACAAGAUUGCUGCGGAGGAAGCUGGAUAGGACCUAG
Molecule: messenger RNA, 936 nt
Organism: Alternaria postmessia
Lineage: Eukaryota; Fungi; Ascomycota; Dothideomycetes; Pleosporales; Pleosporaceae
Exons: 2
Coding region: 1-936 (311 amino acids)
Biological process (GO): mRNA processing
Cellular component (GO): mitochondrion
Source: RefSeq, a predicted model, not a curated record